AUGAUGCCUAACUUGCUAGACUUGGCCGCUAUCGCCGACUUUCGCCCUCAUGGAGAUGAUUUCUCGGCCGCCAACCUUCCAGAAGCCAAGAAGGGCUUAGAUUUUCACAAGUCAAACAAGACCUCCGAGAGCUGGGUGAAGACAUAUCUUGGCCAUGGCGGAGAUCCCACCGACCCUCCUUCCAUCAAUGGCGUAUCCUACACUGAGCAUGUGGCUUUCCUUGUGAUAUGGUUGUGCAAGUUCUUGGCAUGCCCAAAAUCCGGCGGGAUCACAAAGGAAUUUCAAGCCUUAGCAGAUGUACUUGCGGAUGGCCAUCAAGUGGCCAUGGGCCCAAUCUUUCUUGCCUAUCUUUAUAGAGGGCUCCAUGAGCUAUAUUUUCCAGAAUUAAGUCCCACCACCGUUUGCCCAAACGAUAAAGCGCUUUUAGGUCCACCUCUGCUCAACGCCCCAUGCCGGAAGCAUUAUGUUGAGGAUUGCUUCCAAUUUUUCUAUGAGUGCCAGGAGAGGAUUAGGGAGCAUCUCUCCAUUUGCCUAGAUCACUGUUUCCCGGAUUAUCUUGCCCUGGAUCUUUCCUCAUAUCCCACGGCGGAGACAAAAGAUGAGAGACAUAAUAUGUGGGCGAGCAUCCUCAUCAGCCGUGAUCUUCCAUAUGGCCUAAUGGUGAACAAAGGUAGAAACUAUCAUUGUGGUGGUGAGCUUUAUUAUCCCGCUGCUGUCGGUUACCAGCUUGGUUUUAUACAGAGCAUCCCUAUACCACCCAUGGAUUCCGUCAACCUGCUUUCCUCUUAG
Molecule: messenger RNA, 789 nt
Organism: Prunus armeniaca (apricot)
Lineage: Eukaryota; Viridiplantae; Streptophyta; Magnoliopsida; Rosales; Rosaceae
Source: the annotation of a GenBank genome assembly